This is a messenger RNA of Phanerochaete carnosa HHB-10118-sp, 2814 nucleotides long. RefSeq lists its product as uncharacterized. Bases 58 to 2667 code for a protein of 869 amino acids. Gene Ontology annotation, biological process: mRNA 3'-end processing by stem-loop binding and cleavage. The transcript is spliced from 11 exons. Gene Ontology annotation, cellular component: mRNA cleavage and polyadenylation specificity factor complex. Gene Ontology annotation, molecular function: RNA binding; RNA endonuclease activity; 5'-3' exonuclease activity. The record is from RefSeq and is a predicted model, not a curated record. NCBI's taxonomy places the organism in Eukaryota, Fungi, Basidiomycota, Agaricomycetes, Polyporales, Phanerochaetaceae.
CUUCUGCCACUGUCUCUAUAUUCUAUAACUCCUUGCCGCUCUUGCAAAAGUACGACCAUGGCAGCGGACGUCCCAACACUCAAUAUCACGCUGCUUGGCGCAGGACAGGAAGUCGGCCGGUCCUGCUGCGUCUUGCAAUAUAGGGGAAGGACCAUUGUCUGCGACACGGGAGUGCAUCCCGCGUACAGCGGCAUUGCCUCGCUGCCUUUCAUCGACGAGCUAGACUGGAGUACCGUGGACGUCAUCUUAAUUACUCACUUCCAUCUAGACCAUGCUGCCGCUUUGACAUAUAUCACGGAGAAGACGAACUUCAGAGAUGGAAAAGGCAAAAUUUACAUGACACAUCCGACCAAGGCCUUGCACAAGUUCAUGAUGCAAGACUUCGUCCGCAUGGGCUCCUCUUCUUCUGAUGCUCUUUUCAGCCCAAUGGAGCUAUCAGUGUCUCUCGCUUCUAUCAUCCCUGUCUCCGCCCACCAGGUUAUUUCGCCAUGCCCCGGUGUCACGUUUACGCCGUACCACGCGGGUCACGUCCUCGGUGCAUGCAUGUUCUUGAUCGAUAUUGCUGGCCUUAAAAUCUUGUAUACUGGCGACUACUCUCGUGAAGAAGACCGACAUCUCGUCAAGGCCGAAGUGCCGCCCAUCCGCCCUGACGUGCUCAUUGUGGAAAGUACCUUUGGCGUUCAAACUCUAGAGGGCCGGGAGGAAAAAGAACUGCGGUUCACCAAUUUGGUGCACAAUAUCAUCCGACGUGGUGGACAUGUCUUGCUUCCGACCUUCGCCCUGGGUCGUGCACAGGAGCUCCUGCUGAUUCUGGACGAGUACUGGAAGAAGCAUCCCGACUUGCACAACGUUCCAGUUUACUAUGCUUCUAGCCUGGCACGGAAGUGUAUGGCCGUGUACCAGACAUACAUCCACACCAUGAACUCGAACGUACGCUCUCGCUUUGCCAAACGCGACAACCCAUUCGUGUUCAAACAUAUUUCAAACGUGCCUCAUAGUCGCGGCUGGGAGCGAAAAAUCGCUGAAGGCCCUUCGUGUGUCGUUCUUGCUAGCCCCGGUUUUAUGGAAUCGGGUCCGAGCCGCGAACUCCUGGAGCUUUGGGCCCCCGACUCUCGGAACGGCGUUAUCCUCACCGGUUACUCUAUCGAAGGUACAAUGGCCAGGGAUAUUCAAACAGAACCGGAUGAGAUUCCAUCGGUUAAGGGACACACGAUCCCGCGCAAGCUUUCCAUCGAUGAAAUCUCUUUCGGAGCGCACGUCGACUAUUCUCAGAAUUCUGAGUUCAUUGAGCUGAUCCACGCCCAGCACAUCGUUCUUGUUCACGGUGAACAAAAUGCGAUGGGCCGUCUACGUGCUGCCCUGCAAGACCGCUACAAAAACCGUGAUGAGGAUGUCAAGAUUCACACGCCCCGGAACCUCGAACCAUUGCAGCUGACGUUCCGCGGCGAGCGAGUAGCGAAAGCCAUUGGCACACUGGCAGCGAAGCCUCCACAACCCAACGAGGUUAUAUCCGGCCUUUUGGUGUCGAAGGACUACUCUUAUACGCUUCUUGACCCGCGCGACCUCCGCGACUUUGCCGGCUUGACGACGACGGCUGUGACGCAACGGCAGAAGAUUGCUCUGAACGUCGGCUGGGAGCUCGUUCGCUGGCAUCUGGAGGGGAUGUACGGCAAGAUUGAGGACGGUGUCGACAAGGAUGAUGUACCGACAAUGCGGGUCAUGGGCGCAGUAGACGUGAAGCAGACGUCGGAACAUGAGUUGACGCUUGAGUGGGACUCAAGUGCGAGCAACGACAUGAUCGCGGAUUCUACGCUUGCACUCAUCACUGGAAUCGACAAGAGCCCCGCUUCAGUCAAACUUACCGCCCAACCACACUCGCAUGAGCACUCGCAUGCCCCGGCGCUGCCUCACCCCCACGCAGACACCGAGGAUGAGCAAGCAGUGAACAUACGCAUAAUGCGGCUUGCCAUGUUCCUAGAAGCCCACUUUGGCGAGGUCGAGCUCCAUAUGCCGGACGAUGCGUCUGCAGAUCCCGAGCUAGGCGAGAAUCCGCCCGAACCAGCGCUAUUGGUACGCCUAGACGAGGCAGAUGCGGUAAUCAAUCUUUUGUCUAUGACAGUGGCGAGUUCAAGUGACGCGCUCCGGAAACGGGUCGAAGCGGUGCUAGACAUGGCGCUGUCAACCAUCAGCUCCCUCAACGAGUCCUUCACCUCCGCGGCGCCGUUUGGCACAGAGGAAUACGCACCGCCGACCGAAAAGGAGAAGCAAGGUUCUGAGGUAGAUGCGACCGCCGAUGCAACCCAAACCAACGGAACGUCUGGCUUAGAUAACACGCCGCCCGUUGCUAUGAACGUGGAUUCGCCGGUACGGGACUCGCACGCGGCGUCAAAACAAGAGUUAGAGACGCGCUCAGCAUCGGAACCGACAGACUCUCAGGAAAUGACUGAGGACGAUGGUGCUCCGUCGCCCAUGGAUGUCCAAGAAGAUACACAAAAUUCAACAGCUGACGCUCGAGGUGUACCGUCACAGCAAGACCAGGACGCCUCGUCGCAAGGUCUUGCGGCCACGCAGGGCAGACGCAGGGAGCGUCGUAGGGCAAAGCAAGAAGGCAACGACAGUGAGGAAGCGUCAUCAGGUGACGAGCCGGUACCGGAAGUCUGUAGCUGAGACACAUAUGAGUUGUUUGUUGCGUGUGCUGUCUUCAUACUGAGUACAUGGUUAUAAUGAUAAUUGGCCGGCAGAGUAUAGUUGCUGGCUUCCAUUCCAUGGUCGCUCUACGAGAAAGCUUUGAUGCGCCAAGGACUGCACGGGUAA